UAAUCCUUCACAUGACUAGCCGUGUCGUAGAUCCGAUUCCUCGCAUAAUCAACCCGGUCCGAGGACCGUGGCGGUGACGAUGAGGCCGAUGAGGAAGGAGCCGGAGAUGACGAGGGUGACGAAUCCGAGGAGCUGGGAGGACCCAUAUAAGUUAUCAGAGAUUCACAGAGCUCAGGUAGAUAUCCAGUUAAGGAACGAGGAUUUGAGGAUUGAUACUUACAGAUCCGGUGGUUCAGGUGGUCAGCAUGCAAAUACCACCAAUAGUGCUGUUAGAAUAACACAUUUGCCCACUGGGAUGACAGUGUCCAUACAAGAUGAAAUAUCACAACAUAUGGUUCUUCCACAUAACAAAGCUAAAAGUUCUUAAAGUGCUGUGGGCAAAGCAAUAUGAAA
Molecule: messenger RNA, 393 nt
Organism: Carica papaya (papaya)
Lineage: Eukaryota; Viridiplantae; Streptophyta; Magnoliopsida; Brassicales; Caricaceae
Source: RefSeq, a predicted model, not a curated record